AUGAUACGCCCAUGGCUUUUGACCUGGCGUCAACAAUCACCAACCCGGUUUUUUUAUCAACUCAACUCCCGUCGUUUUCUGACCAAAAGUUAUGGUCCAAGUCAAUUUGUUGGCAGAAGGUCCUCGUUCACUCCAUCGCCCCAACAACUAGAGAUUGCAAAACUCUGUGCAGUACAGAACGUCGUGGUAUCAGCAAGGCCUGGCUCAGGAAAAACAGCCACGAUAGAAGCCAUUGCGGCUGCCCACCUUGACAAACGGAUUGGUAGUAUUCUCUUCUCCAAGAGACUUCAGAGUGAAACAUCUCAUCGUCUCAAAAAGUACACCAACAGCGAUGUAUUCACCUUCCAUGGCAUGGCUGGUGUCCUUUUUGAUAAAACCAUACGGAAUGAUGAAGAACUCAUCAGACGACUAGAAAAGGUCGAGCGUGACGGAGUGCUUCCUUUCUGGAACACUGAUCCCUUCGACAUAAUUGUGCUGGAUGAAUUUCAAGACUGCAACCCGGAAACCUUUUGGCUGGUUGAGUGUUUCAUUCGAGCGAACAACGUCAAAAAAGGGGGCAAACCUGCACGUAUCGUCGUGCUUGGUGAUGAGCGUCAAUCCAUUUACCGCUUCCGCGGUGCCGACCCCCGUUACCUUACUCUGGCUCCCGAGCUGCUGGGCCCAAUAAGCCCAUAUCCAUUCACCGAAGUUCAGCUAGGUAAAAGUUUUCGGUUAUCUACGUCGACAGUCCAGUUCAUCAACCAAGGUUUCCUCAAUGGCGAGCAGUACAUCACAAGCUCCAAGAGUGGCCCCAAACCCAUUGUCCUGAGAUGCAACAUUUGGGACGACAUUUCUGCGUUAGCCAAACAACUGUCACCUCUGAUUUCUCGUUACGGCCCUGAGAACUGUGUCAUCAUAGCACCCUCAAUCCGAACCAAAGGGCCACUGCAGCCUCUAACAAACAUGCUGGCUCAGACAUAUCGCAUCCCAAUAUCUGUGCCUACCGACGAUGAGACCCCUUUGGAUGAUCAGGUGAUCAAAGGAAAGAUGUGCAUUUCUACCAUCCAUCAAUUCAAAGGCCGUGAGCGUGCACUGGUCAUUCUUCUCUCCAUCGACUCUUCUUAUUUCAGGUAUUUUGGUCGUGACUUGCCAGACGACAAAUGUCCCAAUGAAGUGUUUGUGGCCUUAACCCGCGCCCUAGAACAACUUGUUUUGAUUCACAACGAAGACAACAAGAUGAUGCCUUGUGUAUCUGUUGAUUCUCUGUACAAGACAGGCAAAGUUCUGAACAUGACAAAUAUUCAAUCAGAAAUCCCACUGCCUGACUUACCUGGUCGAGCUUUGGAGCUUGGGCUUCUGCUUCCGAUGACUUGUGGAGCCCGUGAAAUGACACGAUAUAUCCAAGGAGAUGCUCUCGACAAGGCGGUCAAACGUCAUGUCUCUGUCCGGAGGCUCCCACCGCGCCUCUCCGGUCAGAGACUAAUCGACAUACAAAGCGUGGUACCCUCGAACAGGGAAAAGAAGUUAUACGAAUCGGUAAGCGACAUAAAUGGCCUUGUUAUUGCCGCGGCUUUGGAGCUUGAGGUUGCAGGAACAUUAAAUUCGUUGGGAGUGAGCCAGGAGAAAGUCGAUAAGAAGUCCUCAAGCACUCUGGAGCAGCUUAUUCCCUGGCUUUGUCGGCUUGCUUGCGAAUACGAGGCUAAACUCUCUGGCUAUCAACCGCGCGUAAUUCAGAUGGAAAACCACAGGUACGACUGGAUCAAGCCAGAAGACUUUGACCUUGCUCGAAGGCGGCUCGGUGAAGAGUUGACACAAUCCGUCGAAAAACUUGAUUUCGAAGUGGAGAUGAAGGAACCCUUUCAUGUUAAAGGUCAAAAAACACAACUCAUGGGUCGAGCAGAUAUCGUCGCCACUUCCCCUUCUGACAAUGACAACGAAGACGAGGGUGACAAAACGAUAUGGGAGAUCAAGUUUGUCUCGAAACUCUCCAACGAACACAUCGUACAGGCGUGCGUCUAUGCCUACUUGUUAGGUUCAACAUCUGGGAAGCUGCCACGAAUCAUAUUGUACAAUGUGCGAGAUGGAGAUAAACGUGAGAUCACACCACGAAAUGGACUCGAGGGGCUUCGACAAUUGAUCAUAAGUGUUCUUAGACUUCGAUAUACGAAUACUGGAGAGCUCAGCCACGAAGAGUUCAUCGAACGUUGCGCAGAAACAACGCGGAAAGUCAUGAGCCUGAGUGGCGGGUCAUGA
Messenger RNA from Fusarium sp. VM40, 2232 nucleotides. NCBI's taxonomy places the organism in Eukaryota, Fungi, Ascomycota, Sordariomycetes, Hypocreales, Nectriaceae. The record is from the annotation of a GenBank genome assembly.